UGAACAAAAAAAAACUUGCAUGAAUUUUUUUCAAAUUCUGACAAUUUUCUUAAACUUCUUUUUAAAUUUUACUUCAAACAUCAUUUCAUCAUCAUCAUCAUUAUCAUCGGACUAUGAAUCGAUAGAAAAACGAUGGAUACUGGUGAUGGUAACAGUGGUGGUGGUGGUGGUAGUGUUACGGGUGGUAAUAGCCUAAAAGCAGAUAUACAAAAAUUAAGUGUUGAAGAAUUUGAAUUUGUUUUAAAUCAAUUAACUGAUCAUAAUAUUCCUGAACGUGAAAAAUGUCCACUUGUUCAACGUUUAAAUGCUGAAGAUUCAGCACGUGUAAAUAAUAAUAAUACAACAUCAUAUUCAUUGAUGACCGGUACGAUAACAACAACAACAACAACGACAAUAACAUCAAAUAAUAAUAAUAAUAAUAAUAAUAAUGAUAAUAAUCGAGAUGAUAGUGGUAAUAGUGGACGAUUAUCAUCAAAACUUCGUAAUAAUCGAUUGAAUAUAUUGAGUAAAGAUAAUGAAUUUCGUUCAACAAUGAAUUCAUCAUUAUUAAAUAAUAAUAAUGAUAUUGUACAUAGUGAUGAUGGUAGUGGUGAUCAAAAUGAUAAUAAUGAUGAUUCAAAUUUGAUUAAUAAAUCAACAAUAUCGAUGUCAUCAAUGUCAAAUAGUAAUAGUAAUAGUAGCAGUAGUAAAACAUUAAAUCGUGCCAAUUCAUUAUCAUCAUCAACAACAACGAUGCCUUUUUCAUCAACAACAUUAGCUACAAAAAGUGAUAAUAGUGAUCGAAGUAAUCAACAUCCUCAUCAUACUAUCAUUAUAAUGGAUGAACAAAUAACAAAACCAUCAUCAACAUCAUCAUUACAAUCGAAAAAAACUAUUGAUGAUGCCUGUUCAUCAUCAUCAUCAUCAUCCAUAAAUAAUCAGCUUGUCGAUAAUAAUCAUGAUAUGAAUUCAACAUUGAAUCAUCGUCGUCAUUUAAGUCAAGUGAUUGAAGAUGAAAAUAUUGAAUUAUUAAAAUUCAAUGUUAAUAAUAAUCAGAAUAAUAAUAAUAAAGAUCAGAGUGAUUUUUCAGAUGCUAGUCAACAACAAUUAAAUAGUGAUCAUCAUUAUAAUGAACGUAAUAAUAAUAAUUAUAAUGAUAAUGAUAUAAAUAUAAUGAAACAAUCAUCAUCAUCAUCAAAUAAUAUUCAAUCAUCAUCAUCAUCAUCAUCAACAUCAUCAUCUUGUUCAACAACAUUUUCAUCUGUACAUUUGGAUAAUAUUAAUUCACUUGUAAAUAGUAUCAAUAAUAGUCAAUAUGAUAUAACACCAUUAUAUAAACCAAUUUUAUUGAAUGAUAAAAAUAAUUUAUUACAUGGUGGUGAUAAUAAUAAUAUUCAAACAACAACAAAACAACAUCAAUCAGAUGAUGAUUCAUCUUUCGAACAUAAUAAUAAUAAUAAAUCGGAAAGAAUGUUUGUUGAAAUGAAAAAUCUACGACAAAAAGCUAAUAUUAUUGAAUAUAGUACGGCGGCUGAUAUGAUGAAACAGCGAAAUCUUAAUAAUAAUAAUAAUAAUCAGGAUUUAAAUAGUGUUGAUAGAGUUAUUGAAAUGCCAAUGCUUUCUACCGGUAAUAAUAAUCAUAUUCAUCAUCAUAAUCAUCAUCAUUUAAAUCAUCAUCGACCGGCAUCAACAUCAACGAUUGAUAAUAAUGGAUCAAAUAUCAAUCAUAACAAUAAUAAUCAUCAUCAUCAUUCAACAACAUCCAUAUCACCACCAUCAAGUUAUAGUUAUUUGAAUAAUAAUAGCAAUAAUUCUUCAAAUUACAAUACGACCACUACUACUACCACAAUAACAAAAGCUAAUAGACGUGAAAAGAAAAAGAAACAAAAAGAGGAAGUAAAAUUUUCACAAGAUAUUGAAGGACAUAUUGGUUUUAUGGAUAUACCAUAUCUUGAAUCGAUUAUAAACAAUACAUCUUCCUCAUUGCCAUCAUCAUUAUCAUUAUCAUCAUCAUCUACAACAACAAUGACAGCAACAACAUCAACAUUAAGUAUGAAUAAUAAUAAUAACAAUGUAAAUAUAUUUGAUUCGAAAAGAAACAAUACUGGAACUAUUGUUAGUGUUAAAGAGAAAAAUCAACAACAACAACAACAACAACAGAAUAAUAAUGAAACAAUGUUGACAACAACAUCCAUGCAACAACAACAACAACAAACAAUAAUAAAUGAUGAUGAUAAUAAUAAUGUCAAAAUAGGAUUAAUGAAUAAAACACGACCAUUAAAUUCAUUUGUUGUUAGUUGUGAUGAUAUAUCAUCAUUGAACAAAUGUAAUUCAAAUAAUACUAGUCCAGAAUUGUCUUCGGCUGCUGCUGUGGCUGCUAAUGUUGGCACAAAUAAUAAUAAUAAAUCGAAAAAGAAUAAAUCGAAACGUAAACAACAACAACAACAAGAUAAAAAUAAUAGCAAUAAUAAUGACAAUAGCAAUAAUGAUGGCUGUUCAGGAAAGAAUAUGAUGACCAAUUCAACAUCGGAUUCAAAACUUGAAAAAUUAAAAACUGAUAUUCGUCGUAAUAAUAAUCAAAAGAAUAAUGAUAGCCAAAGUGUUAGUGGUGACGGUAAUUCAUCAUCAACACGAAGAAAAUCUAAUCAACAACGUAGACAAAAUUCCACAACUUCGACCGUACCUCCAAAUGCAUCUAGUUCAGAUGAUUUUGAAGAUGUAACCGAUGAUGAUAAUGAUGAAGAUGAUGACGACGACGAUGAUGAUGAUGAAGAGAUUCGAUUGACAAGAUUAUUAUCACGAUCGAAAAAAUCGAAUAGCUUAUUACCUGGCUCAUCGAUUUCAAAAGAACCAUCAAUUGAUUUGGUUGAUUUGGAUAAUGAAUUCUAUACAGUAUCUGAUUCUGAAAUGGUUGAUCGUGAAAAAGAUUUUGUAACACCAAAAAAUAGAUAUCUAAAACGUAAAAAACAUUUAAAUGCUGUUCGAAAUAAUCAAACUAACAACAACAGUGGUAAUGUUGCUGGUGGUCAUACUAGAUAUGUUGGUAGUGGUGGUGGAUUUAUCAAGAAUAAUGCUCAAACAUUUUCCACUAAUAAUAAUAAUCGUAUGAAUACAUUAAAUCGACAUUCAUCUGCAUCCACAUCAACAUCAUCAUCAUCAACAACAACGACAACCAUGAUGGGUAACAACAACAACAAUCAUCUUCAUCGUGGUUAUGAAAGUGAACGUGAAUCUUCAUCAUCAUCAACAACAUGGAAUCAACAUAAUCGAAAUCGUCUUCAUAAUCGUCAAUCGAUGAAUAUUAAUAAUGGAACAAUGAAUAUUAAUUCGAAAGUUGGAAAUCAAACCGAUGUGGUGAGUCAAAGUCUUUCAUCAUCAAUGUUUGCCAUUGAUAAAUCUGAAUCAAAUGUUGAUAAAAAAUUAUCGGAUUCAAUUCGAUCAAAUGAUUUGAAUAUUCAUCAUCCAUCUUCAAGUAAAUUUAUUCAUCAUGAAUUUCCUCCAACACAUUCAAUGAGUACAAAUAUAAAUGCCGUAACACUUCAUUCGGCAAAUUCAGAUAAUCAUCUAAAUUUAUUGGGUGAUUCGAACAAGAAUAUAUCAUCAUCUAAUAAUACAUCAGAUGGUGGUAUGAAAAUUCCUUCAUAUGCUGAAAUAGCGAAAUCAUUCAAUGUUGCUCCAUCGAAUGUUAAAGCUCAAUUAGCUCAACGAUUAUCAUCAUCAUCAUCAACAACAACAGCAGGAAAACAAAUGGUUGAAAAUCAAAAAAUAUCUACAACCGUUUUAUCCGCUACUGCUAUCGAAUUUCCUCAAUUAACUGCCACACAACAACAACAAGAAGAAACAAGUAAUGAAAAAAAUGAUAAUGAUAAUGCCUCUACCGGUAAUGAAUAUAGUACAAGUACGAAAAGCCGACAAGACAAAGACAAAAAUGACGGCGACAAAAAUGUAUCAAUGAACGAUGAUGAUGAUGAUGAUGUUGUUGUUGAUGUUGAUAUUGACAAAAAUUCAGCUAUGGCGCCGACAACCAUCACCAAUGGUAACGGUGGUGGCGACAUUCAAUGUUCCAUAAUGACUAAUGAUAAAAAUUAUAAUGAUGAUGAUGAUGUUGAUGGUGAACGAUUAUUACCACUACAACCAAAUAAUAUGAAGACUAUGACGUCGGAUACAAAUAAUAAAGAGACUACUUCAGCAAUAACAACGGCGUCUAAAAUGAUGAAAAUGAAGACGAAAAAAUUAGAAGCAGCAGUUGAUUCAACAAAGACACGUGUUAGUGUUGGUAGUGGCGCUGUUGAUACUAAUAAUGAUGAAGCUGAUAAUGAUGAUUGUGAUGAUCAAAAUGAAUAUCAUGACGUUGUUCAUGAUUUACCAAAAACAACAAUUCAUAUGAAAACAACUACAGCGAUUGAUGACUCGGCGACGAAUGACAGACAAAGUUCCAAUAAUAAUAAUAAUAAUAACAAUAACAACAAAAACACAGAAAAUAACAAAAUCAUGCCUAUCGAGAUUCGUCAAAAUAUGAAACAAAAUAAUAAUAAUAAUAAUAAUAAUAAUCGAAUACUGAAUCCACAAUCAACAAUGAUGACUAGUAAUAAUACUAAUAAUCAAAAUAUGCCAGAAUCACCACCGGUUAUUAUUUAUGGUGAUGUUUCAUUUGAAUUUAAUCAUUAUCAUAUCAAUGAUCAUGAUCAUGAUCAUCAAUGUCAUAAUAAAGAUGGUGGUAGUGUUGUUGUUGGUGAUGGUGAAACGCCCCAUAACAAUAAUUACAACAAGUGUUCAUCCAUUUAUAAUCAUAAUAAUCAUCAUCGAUGUAAUGGUGUUAAUGAUAAGAUUGUAUUUGGAUUUUUUGAUGAUAUACAAAAUGAAUUUGAUGAAAUUCAACAGAAUCAUUCAUAUAAUGAACAAAUUUAUCAAUACGAUACUGCCAAUAAUAAUACUAUUAUGGAUGAAAAAUCCAAAAUAUCAAACAUAAGUGAUAAACAGCAAUCGCAAAAACAGAUGAAUCAAUCAUCAGAAAAUAUAUGUGUAGCUGAUAAUGAUAAUAAUAAUGUUAUUGAUAUUGAUGAUGAUGAUAAUAAUAAUCAACAGCAAACAAAUGAACAACAUCCGGUAUCGAAUAAUGAAAAUAAUAAUUUUGAAAGUUUUAAAAAGAAUGCCGUACAUGUAAAUGAUCUUGAAAAUCAUUGGCAUCAGGAAGUGGUUGUUGCUUCAAAGAAAAAUUUUACUAUCAAUGAUAAUAUGAAUCAAAAUUCAAAUCGAUCAAUAAAAAAUCUUCCAAAGAAUGUAACCACAAACAUCAUUAUGGAUGAUAAAAUAUUUUCAUCAUCAUCAUACAAAUCUAAUGAUAAACAGUCCAAACAACAAAAGAUGUGUUUCAUAAAUUGUCUAAGCAAAUAUAAUGUUUGUCUACAAGAUACUGCCGAGCUUAAUGUUAAUAAUUUUACGAAUCUUGUUAAUUUUAUUUAUACUCAUUGGGUUAAUAAAAAAGUCUACACCGAAACUGUCUGAAGGAUAAUUGUGAAAAAUAGUUUUUUUUUCUUCUGUCAAUACUUUUUCCUUGUGAUGAUGAAAUGAUGGAUUAAUUGAUUCACCAAGAUCAUCAAUUUUGAAUUCAACAUUUUCAAAUAUAUUGGUUUUGGAGAAACAUUUUCUAUUCUGAUAUUGCUUUGUUGUUUCUUCCCACCACACAGCAUCAUCAUUAUUAUUUGAAAAUGAAAUGAAAAAACAAACAAACAUCUUUUUAUAAUCAAUGAUGAUCAUCAUCAUAUAUUUCUCCACCGUUUUUGUUUUUGUUUUUCUGUCCUUUUGUUAAUUAUCAUUUCUUUGAUGAGAUUAUUCAGUCCACCUUACUCUGAAAUCUUUUUUUCUGAUUGUUUGUUUGAUUUGGUGGUGAAGAAUAUAUUAAUGCAAAAAAAUAAUCAAUAACUCAUUAUAAUUCAGUUCAUCUCAUUCAUUUUUACUUUUGUUAUCUUGAUUGUCUCUUUAUUAUUAUUAUUUUUCAUUCAUUU
Messenger RNA from Dermatophagoides pteronyssinus (European house dust mite), 5984 nucleotides. RefSeq lists its product as uncharacterized. The record is from RefSeq and is a predicted model, not a curated record. NCBI's taxonomy places the organism in Eukaryota, Metazoa, Arthropoda, Arachnida, Sarcoptiformes, Pyroglyphidae.